This is a messenger RNA of Colletotrichum phormii, 1409 nucleotides long. RefSeq names its product PQ loop repeat-domain-containing protein. The record is from RefSeq and is a predicted model, not a curated record. Gene Ontology annotation, cellular component: membrane. NCBI's taxonomy places the organism in Eukaryota, Fungi, Ascomycota, Sordariomycetes, Glomerellales, Glomerellaceae. The transcript has 3 exons. The coding region runs from base 258 to 1283 and encodes 341 amino acids.
ACAAGAGGUGGGCGCUAUCAGUCCCUCGCCGCACCAACAAUGGUCUUGUCUAUGCCUGCGUGACUCUGCAUCGAGAAAACCAUCCAUCCCACUUGACCCCAUUCCAAAGCCCACCUGACCGAGGAACGGCACAAGAGAGAGAGAGAGCUCCUCCCAAAACCUGUCUGUCGCUGCGGCUCUUCUUACUCAUUCUUUCCCCCCUCCUCCUUCACGUUCGUUAUUGUGAGCUUCAACAAUUCGCAUAUCGAAAACACACAAUGGCUUCCGUCGCAGUCACGGCCUUUGCCGCCUUAUCGUCCACUCCAAAAGUCGAAGAGGCCCUGUCGGGAAUCUUUGGCAGCAUCAGCUUGACCGCGUGGAUAUGUCUCCUCCUUCCCCAGCUCCUCACAAACUACAAGUCGCAAAGCGCUGAUGGCUUGUCCAUGGGCUUCCUGAUUAUCUGGUUGAUUGGCGACGUGACGAACCUCAUGGGCGCCCUCUUCACCCACCUCGCCCCGACAGCCGUCGCCCUCGCAAGCUACUUCUGCUUCGCCGACCUCGUCCUAAUCUCCCAAUGCGUCUACUACAACACCAAAAACGCCCGCCGCGCAUCCUCACGCCGCCGCUCCUCCGCGCCCGUCACAGCCACCGGCGCGAACCCGACCGAAGCACGCGAAGACGAGCCGCUGCUCUCCUCCAGCUCCGCACAGCGCCGCCGUAGCUCGUCCGCCGCCGGUCUCCCCGGUUCCCAGCGCCGUCACGGGCUCCACGAGGAGAGCUCGCUCGACCCCUUGCGCAAGAUGGUCACGGGCGAGGACGAUACGCCCGACAGCAACCCCUGGCUUCACAACACGCUGAGCAUCGUUGCGGUGUACCUCGUCGGCGCGGCGGGUUGGUUCCUCUCGUACAAGGCCGGCGCGUGGGACGCCCCCGACGCCCCGGGUGCCGGCUCUGAUGCCGGAUCCCCUGCGGCGGCGGAGGACGGCACCUGGGAGAAGAUUGGUCUGGCGCUGGGGUACUUCAGCGCGGUGUGCUACCUCUGCGCGCGCAUCCCGCAGAUUAUCAAGAAUUACAGGGAAAAGUCGUGCGAGGGGCUCGCGCUGCUGUUUUUCCUGCUGUCGCUUACGGGCAAUUUGACGUACGGUGGGAGUCUUGUGGCGUUUAAGCAGGACCGGGCGUAUCUCUUGAAUGCGCUGCCGUGGUUGCUGGGUUCGUUGGGGACUAUGGUGGAGGAUUUUGUGAUUUUUGGGCAGUUUCAUCUGUAUGCGCCUAGGAGCGGGGGGAAGAGGGAUGAUGAGGCGUAGGUGGUUGGUGUUGAUUGCGUGGUUACGGGGUGUCUUUUUGGCUCCGUGAUGGAGGGGAUGGCGAGUAUGGGGAUUGCAUGUUGACGGUGUGGACUGGACGCAUUUGAGAUGGUGGCUCUGGUGGGU